This is a messenger RNA of Suncus etruscus (white-toothed pygmy shrew), 3054 nucleotides long. It is a transcript of the gene SAFB2, whose product is annotated as scaffold attachment factor B2. The transcript has 21 exons. Bases 17 to 2860 code for a protein of 947 amino acids. Gene Ontology annotation, molecular function: RNA binding; sequence-specific DNA binding. The record is from RefSeq and is a predicted model, not a curated record. Gene Ontology annotation, biological process: regulation of mRNA processing; regulation of androgen receptor signaling pathway; regulation of transcription by RNA polymerase II. Gene Ontology annotation, cellular component: nucleus. NCBI's taxonomy places the organism in Eukaryota, Metazoa, Chordata, Mammalia, Eulipotyphla, Soricidae.
GCGCGGGCGGCCCGGCAUGGCGGAGGCGGCGGCGGCGGCGGCGCCCGGCGACGCGGCCGCCCUCAGCCCCGGCGCCCCCGAGCCCGGCACGCGGCGCCUCAGCGACCUGCGGGUGAUCGACCUGCGGGCCGAGCUCAAGAAGCGCAACCUGGACGCGGGCGGCAACAAGAGCGUCCUCCUCGAGCGCCUGCGGAAGGCGCUGAAGGAAGAAGGGCUGGAUCCGGAUGACAUGGGAAUCGCCUUGGAAGUGUCGGGCAGGAGGAUGACCAAGAGAUGUGUGAAAGGCCCCAAGACAGAGGAAGAAGGCACAGAAGAUAACGGCCUGGAAGAAGACUCCAGAGACGGGCAGGAGGACAUGGACACAGGCCUGGAGAGCCUUCAGGGCCUCGACAUGAUGGACGUGAGCGUGCUGGAGGAGACGGACGUAGAGAACAGCAGUGCACCCGACUUCGGGGAGGAUGGCACAGACAGUAUCCUUGGCUCCCUGUGCGACAGCAAAGAGUUCAUGGCCGCGCAGCUCAGGGAGCUUCCCACCCAGCUCACGGAGAAUGCUGUGGACGGAGAGAACUUCGAGAACACUUUGGACGCUUCGUCGAUGGACUUCAAGGUAUCUUCGGACAUUGAAGAACCUCUAUUGGAGCCAGAAAAUGAGAAAAUACUCGGCAUUUUGGGGGAAACUUGUAAAUCUGAGCCAGUAAAAGAAGAAGGUUUCGAGCUGGAGCCGCCAUUGGCGCAGGACACGAGUAGCAUGGGGCCAGACAGAAAGCUGGCGGAGGAAGAGGACCUUUUUGGCAGCGGCCAUCCGGAGGAGGGUGACUUAGAUGUGGCCAGCGAGUCCCCGGCACACGCUCAGUGGAGCAAGGCAGACACCCUGUUAGCGGUAGUGAAAAGGGAGCCCGUGGAGACAGGCGAAGGCGGAGGCGACAGCCCGGACUGUGAGCCUGCGCUAGGGCUAGAGAAGCCAGUUGAGGCCCAGAGUAGUAAAGCCUCAGAGCCCGCGGAGGCCUCUAGCGAGGCGGCGGCAGAAGCGGCCCGGGAAGCCUCAAGCCCAGAGCCCAGAGAUAGCAAAGAAGACGUGAAGAAGUUUGCUUUUGACGCUUGUAAUGAAGGCCCUCCGGCUGCUAAAGAGUCCUCAGCCAGUGAGGGCGCUGAGCCGAACACGAGCUCUUUUAAGGAAGAAAAAGAUAUAAAGCCAAUCAUUAAAGAUGAAAAAGGCCGCACAAGCAGUAGUUCAAGCCGGAAUCUGUGGGUCAGCGGAUUGUCAUCCACCACACGAGCCACGGAUCUGAAGAACCUUUUCAGCAAAUACGGAAAGGUUGUCGGGGCCAAAGUGGUGACUAAUGCCCGCAGUCCAGGGGCUCGAUGCUAUGGAUUUGUUACCAUGUCCACCUCCGAGGAGGCCACCAAGUGCAUCAGCCAUUUGCACAGAACAGAGUUGCAUGGAAGAAUGAUCUCCGUGGAGAAGGCCAAAAACGAGCCUGUGGGGAAGAAGCUGGCCGACAGGAAGGAGUGUGAGGUGAAGAAGGAGAAGGUGUCUAGUGCUGACAGGCAUCACCCAGUGGAGGUCAAAGUGGAAAAGACCGUGAUUAAGAAAGAGGAGAAGAUGGAGAAGAGGGAGGAGAAGCAGCCUGAGGACAUUAAAAAGGAAGAAAAAGAUGAAGACGAGCUGAAAGAGGGGUCCCCCAACCGCGCCCGCAUCACUAAAUCAGGCAGCCGAGGAAUGGAGCGGACUGUGGUCAUGGACAAAUCAAAAGGCGAGCCGGUCAUCAGCGUGAAGACCACCAGCAGGUCCAAAGACAGACAGAGUUCCCAGAGUCGGGACCGCAAGUCAGGGAGCAAGGAGAAGAGGGACAUCCUGUCCUUCGACAAGAUCAAGGAACAGCGUGAGCGGGAGCGCCAGCGGCAGCGUGAGCGAGACAUUCGGGAGGCUGAGCGGCGGCGGGAGCGCGAGCAGUGGGUACUAGAGCUGCGGCUGGAGCGCAAGAAGAACUCGCGGCUGCAGCGGGAGCGCGAGAUGCUUGAGUGGCACCGCGAGCAGCUGGAGCAGGAGCGGGCCGAGCGCGAGCGACUGCAGCGGGAGCGGCUGCGGGUGGAGCGUGAGCUGCGCAAGGAGCAGGAGCGCAUCCACCGCGAACGCGAAGAGCUGCGGCGCCAGCAGGAGCAGCUGCGCUACGAGCAGGAACGGCGGCCAGCCGUGCGCAGGCCCUAUGACGAGCGCUACGACGAGCGGCGCGAUGAUGCCUACUGGCCGGAGAGCAAGCGCGUGGCCAUGGAGGACCGGUACCGGCCCAGCUUCUCACGGCCCAACCACCACGACUUCCACGACUUUGACCACCGCGACCAUGGCCAGUACCAGGAGCACUCAGCUGACAGAAGGGAAGGCUCGCGGUCCAUGAUGCCCGAGCGAGACGGGCAGCAGUACUCGGAUGACCGCCACAGCCAUGGGGGACCUGAGCGCCACAGCCGGGACUCCCGGGAUGCCUGGGGGGGCUACAAGCGCAUGAGCGAGGGCCGAGGGCCCCCCCAUCCACCCAGGGGUGCACGUGAAUGGGCGGACCACAGGGAAAGGCUCGAUGAGCACCAGGAGCGCUCCUGGCCUGGUGCUCUGGACUCAGGCACGUCGGGCCGUGACCAUGGCAGGUGGCAAGGCGGUGAGAGGGGCAUGUCUGGGCCUGCGGGCCCUGGACACAUAGCGAACCGUGGUGGCCUGUCAGGGCGCGGCGGCUUUGCUCAGGGUGGGCACUCGCAGGGCCCCGUGGUGCCCAGCGGUGGCCCGGAAGGCGGAGGACUGGCUGGCCAGGACCGGGGCAGCCGAGGCCCACACCCUCACCCAUACCCCCACUUCACCCGUCGCUACUAAGCCCCACCCAAGCUAUGUGAGCCAGCAGGGGCACUUCGGACUCAGAGCUUUCCAGAAACAGGCGCCGCCGUUGUGCGUGGCGCAGUACGAUGUGAAUUGACCUUCUUUCUAAAUAAACAUGUUCUCCGGCCACUUCUAAGACACGGCUGUUAACAGGCAUUCCAUUUUCCAUUAAUAAACGUUUACGGUUCUCA